Molecule: messenger RNA, 6884 nt
Organism: Syngnathus typhle (broad-nosed pipefish)
Lineage: Eukaryota; Metazoa; Chordata; Actinopteri; Syngnathiformes; Syngnathidae
Gene: psme4a
Product: proteasome activator subunit 4a
Exons: 48
Coding region: 411-5954 (1847 amino acids)
Biological process (GO): proteasomal ubiquitin-independent protein catabolic process
Cellular component (GO): nucleus; cytosol; spermatoproteasome complex
Molecular function (GO): proteasome binding; peptidase activator activity
Source: RefSeq, a predicted model, not a curated record
UCGUCUGCCCUUGCGCUGCACUGUAGUUGGAUGAAUCAGUCGACGUUGAACGGUCUUUGGGAAAGAACUGAGCCUUUGUAAUAGAACGCUAACUUUAGCUAGGCUGCUAGCUGCUUGUCAUAUUUAACGAUUCCGUUUGCCGAUGAGAAUUGUUCGAGUGCCAACGUUUUAUUCCCCGGCCUUAACAUAUUAAGAUCGGUUCAUGCUAACGUUUCUGUGAAGAGAGGCGAUCUCAACUUGGGAUAAAUGGCUACUGAGCUUGUCAUCAACUUGUGACUCUCUUAUUUAGUCACAUCGUGGUCCAACAACUGGACAAGCUAGCGCAGAAAUCGUUUUAUUUGUUGAUGUCUUAUAGCUACCACAACAACUAAGUAAUAUCCAUUUAAACUUGUCGUUUUGAAUUUGAUAAUAUGAACGAGGCACAGCUGGAUGGAUUGGGAUUUCUUCCUCAAAAGGACAUCGUAUACAACAAACUUCUGCCUUAUGCGGAUAGGCUCGAUGAAGAAUCUAAUGAUAUUUUGAGUAAAAUUAAGGGAAACUUGACCCGGGCUGUUCAGUUCAGAGAAAUAUGGCCCGGUGGGCUCUUUUGGACGAGGAAACUUUCCACGUAUUUACGACUAUACGGCCGGAAGUUCAGCAAAGAAGACCACGUGCUAUUUAUUAAAUUGCUCUAUGAGCUAGUUACCAUCCCUCGCCUAGAGAUCAGCAUGAUGCAAGGCCUGGCGCGUCUCCUCAUCAACCUGCUCAAGAAAAAAGAGCUUCUCUCAAGGGAGGACCUGGAAUUGCCUUGGAGACCUCUGUAUGAACUGCAUUACAGGAUCCUUUUCUCAAAGACGGAGCAUCUGGGACUCAAUUGGUUUCCCAAUUCUCCAAGGCCCCGUUCAUCCGCUAAACUCAUUAUGAUAAAAUUGAUUCAGAGGUGCUCCGUAGAAGGUGUGCUGAAGACACUAGUGAGAAACUGCAGGCCUUAUUUCCCAGAGUCAGCAACCCAGGAGAUGCUGGAUGAGUGGAGACCGCUAUUUUGUCCGUUUGACGUCACCAUGCAGAGAGCAGUCUGCUACUUUGAACUCUUUCUACCCACAACUCUACCACCGGAGCUGCACCAUAAGGGUUUUAAGUUGUGGUUUGAAGAGUUGAUCAACUUGUGGGUAUCCGUUCAGAAUCUUCCAAGUUGGGAAUUGAAUCUGGUGAAUCUCUUUGCUCGCUUGGCCAAAGACAAUAUCGGAUACAUUGACUGGGAUCCUUAUAUUCCGAAGAUAUUCACAAGAGUCCUGAGGAGCUUCAAUCUUCCCGUGGGAUCCAGCCAGAUGAUGUUCCCACGAUACUUGACCAAUGCCUACGAUAUCGGCCAUGUGGCGAUAUGGCUAGCAUGUCUUCUGGGUGGACCAAGUAAACAAGCUCAAGCCCAACUCACUGGCCUUUUCAACAGCAUCACAUCUUUCUUUCACCCAUCAAAUCAUGGCCGCUGGUUGAUGAAGCUCAUGAAGUUGCUGCAGCGUCUUCCUGCCAUUGUAGUUAGCCGGCUGCAUGCAGAGCGCUACAGAAAGCCGUCGUGGCUAACACCCGUCCCCAACACGCACAAGCUCACUGAGGACGAUAUCACGCAGUUUGUGGAGAGUAUGAUGCAGCUAGUUCUGCUGGCCAUGUUCAGCAAAACAGGCAGUCUUGAUGCCGCUCGGGCUCUGCAGAACCUCGCUUUGAUGAGGCCUGAGUUGGUCAUUCCUCCCGUUCUUGAGAGAACAUACCCCGCACUGGAAACUCUAACAGAGCCCCACCAGCUGACAGCCACCCUAAGUUGCAUGAUCGGUGUAGCACGGAGUUUAGUGUCUGGUGGGAAGUACCUUCCUGAGGGGCCUACUCACAUGUUGCCCCUACUCAUGAGGUCCUUGCCUGGAGUUGAUCCAAAUGACUUCAGCAAGUGCAUGAUCACCUUCCAGUUUAUUGCAACAUUUGUGACGCUUGUGCCUUUGGUGGACUGUUCGUCUGCUCAACAUGAAAGAACAGACCUGACAGAGGUGGAAAGGGAAAUGUGCUCAGCCUCUGCCGAAUUUGAAGACUUUGUGCUUCAAUUUAUGGACAGGUGCUUUGCUUUGAUCGACAGCAGCACACUCGAACAAACGCGUGAGGAAACAGAAACUGAGAAAAUGACCCACUUGGAGAGUUUGGUAGAGCUGGGCUUGUCUUCUACUUUCAGCACUAUCCUCACUCAGUGCUCUUUGGACAUCUUCAUGGUGGCUUUGGAAAAGGUUUUCAACUUUGCAACUACCAACAUUUUUGAGACUCGUGUAGCUGGAAGGAUGGUGGCGGACAUGUGCCGGGCUGCUGCCAAGUGUCACCCUGCAGAGUCUCUUAAAAUGUUUGUGCCUCACUGCUGCAGUCAAAUACAACAAAUUGCUGCCAAUGAGGAAGUGUUACAUGAAGAGGAACUUGACAAGGAGUUUUUAUGGAAUCUUCAGCUUCUGUCUGAGGUUACUCGAGUCGAUGGUCAGAAGCUCCUGGCCUAUUCCUCUGACUUGGUCCAGAUUUUGCAGUUGACACUUCACCUCAAGUGUAAGCAGGGAUACGUCCUAGCGUGCAACUUGCUGCAUCACAUCCUCCGCUCCACGGCCCUCAUCUAUCCGACGGAGUACUGCAGUGUGCCAAGUGGCUUCUGCCAACCAAUCAAAGACUACCUACCCAUCAAGGAUUGGGGUCGUCCAGGUGACUUGUGGAACUUGAACAUCCGGUGGCAUGUGCCCAGUGCUGAAGAGACCACCUUUACCUUUUAUUUACUGGACCUGAUCCUUAAGCCAGAACUGAAGAGGCUUCAAAGUUUUGUGGAAGGACAGCAAGAAAUGAGCAGGGAUGAUGUCCUACAGAGUCUCACUAUUAUUCAGCACUGCCUCUUGGGGGCUGGUGGUCUUAUGCCUCCUUUGAAGGGAGAACCUAUACCUGAAUUGGUCCAUAGUAUGGUGAAUCUAGAUGAAACCACUCUGUAUACUGGAACAGAGUAUGAUGAGACCAAAGAGAACUACAGAGUAUCAAUUUGUGAUGUGAUGAGACAGUUGCUUCAUUAUAUACUGGAACACUCUGAAGAUGACACAAAGUCUCUCUUCUCCAUCAUAAAGAUUAUCAGUGAUUUGCUGCACUUUAAAGGUUCCCACAAGCAUGAGUUUGACUCUCGCUGGAAGAGCUUCAACCUUGUGAAAAAAUCCAUGGAAAACAGGCUUAAUGGCAGAAAACAGCAUAUUAGAGCUCUGCUCAUAGAUAGAGUCAUGCUCCAGCAUGAAAUGCGCAAGCUGACGGUUGAAGGGUGCCAGUACCGGAGCAUUCACCAAGAGCUGAUGAGGGACCUCUUGCGGCUGUCCACAAGCACCUACAGCCAAGUACGUAGUAAAGCCCAAAGUGCAUUGUUCACUGCACUUGGCACAUACAAUUUCUGCUGUAGAGAUGUGAUCCCCCAUGUCCUUGAGUUUCUCAACCCCGACAACAGUAGCGUCACACAGCAGCAAUUCAAAGGUGCCUUGUAUUGUCUCCUCGGAAAUCACAGUGGCGUGUGCCUGGCCAAUUUGCAUGACUGGGAGUGCAUUGCCCUGACAUGGCCUGCUAUUGUUCGAUCUGGCCUCAGUUCGGCCAUGUCUUUGGAGAAGCCCUCCAUCGUGCGGCUUUUUGACGACCUUGCCGACAAAAUCCACCGACAGUAUGAGACCAUCGGCAUCGACUUCUCUAUUCCUGAAGAGAUCUGUGGUGUGGCUAAACAACUUAUGGUCACUGGAAAUCCCCUUCCUAAAGAGCCAGUUCCUUCAGAAGAAGAAACAUUAAGAGGUGUUAGGAAACAGGAAGACAAAAAUUUGGAGUCUGGCGAGAAGUACCAGCAACUCAUUGGUGAUUUAUUGAGUUGCCUUGACAACAGAAACUUGCCUUGGAAAUUUGAACAUAUCGCUAUUGGCUUCUUGUCAUUGCUCUUGAGAGAUGACCACCAACUCCCGCCAGCAGCUGUUUUGUUCUUCGUCAAAACCCUCAACCACGACUCCCUCUACGUCCGCAAGGUGGCGAUAUCAGCCGUGGCAGGCAUCAUGAAACAAAUAAAACGGCCUCAUAAAAAAGUCCCAGUCAGCCCAUCUGAGCUUUGCACACUAGAUGAGAUGAGUGGUAUAGUGGCCGGUGACCGCCCAGACAACAAGUGGCUGCAGUAUAAUAGCAAGAGCCUGCCAAGGACUCAGCAGGACUGGGAUCUCUGUGUCUUUGUAGAAAAGACUCAUUGGGGUUACUACAGUUGGCCAAGGAAACUGAUGAUGUAUGCUCCUGAGAAAGAGCAGCCCAAACAGAACCGAGCAAGAGAAGAAAUGACUGAGCCGGAGCAGAUCAUCUACGACCAUUUCUCAGACCCAGUAUUUAUCAAUCAGUUCAUUGAGUUUCUCUCUCUCGAGGAUCGAAAGGGCAAAGACAAAUUUAGUACGCGCAGAUUCUGUUUGUUCAAGGGUUUGUUCCGCAAUUUCGGUGAUACCUUCCUGCCUCUGCUGGAGCCUCACAUGGAGCGCUUGGUAGCAGACACCCAUGAGAGUAAGCAGCGUUGUGUUGCAGAGAUCAUAUCUGGCCUAAUCAGAGGAUGCAAACACUGGAGUUACUCCAAGGUUGAAAGCCUUUGGGAAGUGUUGUGUCCACUCAUUCGUACAGCCUUGUCCAACAUCACUGUAGAAACAUAUGCAGACUGGGGCACCUGCAUCGCAACAGCCUGCGAGAGUAGAGACCCUCGCAAACUUCACUGGCUGUUUGAGAUGCUCAUGGAGUCUCCAGUCAAUGGGGAGGGCGGCUCAUUUGUUGAUGCUUGUCGACUCUACGUGCUGCAGGGAGGCCUCGCUCAGCAGGAGUGGCGUGUGCCAGAGCUCCUCCACAGAUUGUUGCAGUACCUGGAGCCCAAACUGACUCAGGUUUACAAGAAUGUACGAGAGCGGAUUGGGAGCGUGCUGACCUACAUCUUCAUGAUAGAUGUCAACCUGCCUUACACUCAGCCAACCACCUCACCUCGCAUCUCGGACUUCACCGAUAGAAUUUUAUUACAAUUAAAGCCACUCACCGAGGGUGAUGAGGAGAUCCAGAACCAUGUGGUUGAGGAGAAUGAAGUGGGGGAGCAGGAUGAGAGAACACAAGCGAUCAAACUCCUCAAAACAGUGUUAAAGUGGCUAAUUGCAAGUGCCGGCCGCUCCUACUCUACUGCUGUCCCGGACCAUCUGCGCUUGUUGCCUCUACUCUUCAAGAUUGCUCCAGUUGAGAAUGAUGACAGUUAUGAUGAGCUAAAGAGGGAUGCAAAGACCUGCUUGUCUCUCAUGUCCCAGGGGCUUCUUUACACAGAGCAGAUCCCCAUGGUGCUCAAUGCCCUGCAAGAGAUUGCAGGCAGCAGCUCCUGGCACGCACGCUACACAGUGCUGACGUACCUCCAGAUCAUGGCCUUUUACAACCUCUUCACCUUCAUGAGUGACCAGAAAGCAGUGAAUGACGUACGGGCACUGGUUAUAAGACUGCUGGAGGAUGAGCAGCUGGAGGUGAGAGAAAUGGCUGCCACCACACUCAGUGGCUUCCUCCAGUGCAAUUUCUUGCACAUGGAUGCCCCCAUGCAAGCUCACUUUGAGGCCCUGUGCAAAACCUGCCUGCCUAAAAAGAGAAAGAGGGGUGUCGAAUCAAUAGUGGACACUAUACCCUCUGGAGACCUGGUGCGGCGCCAUGCUGGUGUUCUUGGGCUGAGCGCUUGCAUCCUCUCCAGCCCUUACGAUGUGCCCACCUGGAUGCCCCAGCUAUUAAUGGACCUCAGUGCCCACCUCAAUGAUACCCAACCCAUUGAAAUGACUGUGAAGAAAACCCUGUCCAACUUUCGGCGGACGCAUCACGACAACUGGCAGGAGCAUAAGCAGCAAUUCACAGAUGACCAGUUGUUGGUGCUUACUGACCUACUGGUGUCCCCUUGCUACUAUGCCUAAAAGCUGCCUGCAUGGAGGAGGUGGCUGCAGUCCCAAGACAUCCAGAAGUGGCACACAAAACUAUUUGAAAUGUUGUGUUAUGUCUAUGUAGCUCAUUUACAUUUCUUCUAUACUUAAUAUUUAAGGAUCAAUCAUGGCAGGGAUGAAUGACCUGCAGUGUGUAACAUUUCUGUACAGUUUUUUUGUUUUGUUUGUUUUAGUUGUUUGAUUGCGUAUGUGCACGCUUAAAAAGGUGUGGCGUGUCGGACACAUUUCUCAGGAUUACGUCCCAAGAAUCAACUCUGAGCCAACGGGCGUAGGACAUGUUGUUUUAUCAUUUUCCUCUAAUGACGCGUGUGUUUGGAAGUGUUUGUUGUGACCUGCAGAAAGUUGUCUACGGAACUCUUUGGAUUAGGCUGCCACACAAGUUUGUGUGGGUGUUUGCUCAAGAUAAGAAAGUUAGGCAUUGUGUGUUUGUGUGUACAUCGUGCUUCAGCAAAUAUGCACAGACUAUUUAUUUAUAAGUUCUUGAAGUGCUGCAUUUAUUAUUUUCCCUAGCAAGUGUUUCUGCAGAUUAAGUAGGUGGGCUUUAUUAUUGUUUUUUAUUUAUAUAAUUUUGGGGGCAAGCACUAGAGCCUAUUUUCAUCUACUGGUACUCUUGCAAAGAAAAGGGAGAGAGUGCACUCCCCAAUGCGGUGCUUUGUUUUGUGAAGACCUGAGCGAUUCAUGGUUCUCCAGUGCAUAACGCCAUCCACUAUACCAAUCCAUAAUUUCAAUGAAUCCCUGUCCUAGAAUUUGCAGAAAUAUUUUGCUCAUCACGUAUUCAUUUGACGACUUGAAGAGUCCAAACAUUGAAGCAUUUAGUACCUCACCUUUGUAUAGUGUAGUGCCAAAAUUGCAAUGACCCUAUUGUAUGAUAUUAUGUAUGAAUAAAUUGUUUAUAAAACGGUA